Penicillium expansum is the source of this 1128-nucleotide messenger RNA. Its product is annotated as Aminoglycoside phosphotransferase. NCBI's taxonomy places the organism in Eukaryota, Fungi, Ascomycota, Eurotiomycetes, Eurotiales, Aspergillaceae. The coding region runs from base 1 to 1128 and encodes 375 amino acids. The transcript has 2 exons. The record is from RefSeq and is a predicted model, not a curated record.
AUGAGCGCAUUCAAGUCCUAUGACGACUAUGCCUGGGCAAUAAGCUCCCAGAUUUGGAAGGACUGGCCAAAACUUCUUCGCACUGAUGAGGACAUCAAGAAUAACAUUCAAGUCAUUCUUUCCGAAGAAUUUCGCGACAUUGAAUGUCUCCGAUUUCAUUUCCUCCACACAGGCGGAUUCAAUACCUGCUUCAAGAUGGAUUUCACCAAUCAUUGCGGCGCUAUUAUAUGGUUCCCACUGCCCGGUGCUAUCAUUUUCCCGAAGAGAAAGGACGUUACCCCGAUCAAAGGGUCGUCAUACUUUGAAGCCUUGGCAGAACUUCAUAUCUCACACCUCAUAAGCCAAAGAAACGAGGCAGACAUUGAUAUGGAUAUCGAUAUGGAUGUCUUAGCGGAUAACUACCGGCGCAAAUUUAUGGCCAGAUUCCUUUUUCGAAAACUUGCUCGAGACCAAGAGCAGAGAAAACAAUUGAUUUUCCAUGAUAAUGGCCCAUUUCCAGUUUGGUGUGACGAUUUUCGACCAGAAAAUGUUCUAGUUGAUAAAGCUGAAAACAUCGUUGGAGUGGUGGAUUGGGAGUUUACAUAUACCGCCCCAGUCGAGUUCACUCAUGCGCCGCCUUGGUGGCUUCUUCAAAAGCCGGAAGAUUGGCCUAAUGGCCUUGAUGACUGGUGUACGGAGUACAAGAAACGGCUUCCGGUAUGUCUUCUGGCAAUGCAGAAAUGUGAAGAUCAGGCAAUCCAGAACAAACGGCUGGUAGAAGGCCAGCGGCUAUCUAGUCGGAUGCAGUACAGUUGGCAGAGCGGAGACUUUUGGAUCAUGUACGCUGCAAGGAACAAUUUUGCCUUCGACACGAUAUAUUGGAAGAAGACUGACCAGCGAUUUUUCGGGUCAACCAGACAUGAAGAUGAUAAUACUUGUGAAGUAUGGCGGAGUAGACUUCAUCUAUUGGAUCCCAGAGAGGUGAAGCUCAUCGAGGAGUAUGUGGAAUUGAAGCUCGAAGAGAAGAAAGAGGAGAAGAAGAAGAAGAGGAACCUCACUUGGGACGUCGAUGAGUACACCAAGGAAUGGAUGGAACGAAUGAUAAAGAAGAGGAAAAAGGAGAUGGAGAGAGAGGAAACGUUUGCUUAG